This is a messenger RNA of Ceratosolen solmsi marchali, 1550 nucleotides long. Its product is annotated as WD repeat-containing protein 13. The coding region runs from base 222 to 1529 and encodes 435 amino acids. The transcript is spliced from 4 exons. The record is from RefSeq and is a predicted model, not a curated record. Gene Ontology annotation, molecular function: promoter-specific chromatin binding; protein binding. NCBI's taxonomy places the organism in Eukaryota, Metazoa, Arthropoda, Insecta, Hymenoptera, Agaonidae. Gene Ontology annotation, cellular component: nucleus.
AAUGUUGAAUAAGAUAUUUCAAAAGUUCAACAUUGUAAAUAUUUACAAAGAGAAGCUAUGAACCCAAGGAUGGAACAACCAACUAUGCCUAGUCAUAUAAAUAAAUUUAGAUAAUGAAUUAGACUUUUAUACUAGAUUUGGAUUAUAUAUUCAAUAUAUGUACCAAAAUUAAAUUAACUCAACAUAUUGAGAGAUUCCUACAAGAAGGUGAAUGAGCUAUAAUGAAAUCUGUUUCUAUAAUAGAAAAUAAAAUGAUUACAUUAUGGCAUCAACAAGUCUUAGCACUGGAUACCAAAUAUAAUUCACAAAGGCUUAUAAAUAAUUGCAAUUUAGGCACAUUUUAUAUUCGUAGAAGAAGCCAACUGCUUCAAGAAAAGUAUUGCAAAGAUUUUGAAUUACAAUCUCGUUAUUUGAAGUUGAGAUCAGAGCUAUUUCGUCGUAGAUAUGGUAGUAGUGCAUAUAUAUUAAAUUUACCUACAGAUAAAUGUUUGGAGAUUAAAGAAAAAGGUAGAGUAGCAUAUAAAAAAUCUGCAUCUGAAAGUUUUGCAGGAGUUCAUCAUGUCUUUGAUCAGCAUUCUGCUGCUAUUUCAAUGUUGAAAUUUGCAAAUAAUGAUAGAUCUCGAUUUUGUUGUGCCUCGAUGGAUGGUAGUAUUUCAAUUUGUGAAGCAACAAGUAAUCCACCUAAAGUUGUUUCUUUUCUCCAAGGUCAUCGAAAAGGUGUUACAGCAAUUGAUUGGAGUACUAGUAAUGAUUUUUUAGUUUCAUCAUCUUUAGAUACUACAGUCAGAUUAUGGCUGGUACAAUCACAUUCAAAAGUAAAUUGCUUGAGGGUGGUUUAUGAUCUAUUACGCGCAGAAAAUUUAUGUUGUGCUUUUGCUCCUUCCAAUAACAAUAUAGUUUUAACUGGAAAUUCUCGAGGUUUACUGCAGAUUUUAAAUAUAUCUACAGGAAAAUAUACUCGAGGUGGAACUGUUAAAAUUGGAGGAAAAAUUACAUCUUUGACAUGUGAAGAAAGUGGUGGUUCUCUAGUAUGGAUAGGAAAUGAUAGAGGAAUCAUUGUUUCAUUUCGUUUAGAACCUGGCUUAGGACGAUUAACCAAAUUAUGUAGAAUAGAAGCUACAGAAGGAAUUGUAACUAGUCUCUCUUGGCGUCCUUGGUUAUCAAAGGAUUUUCCUUGGCCAACACUUUUGGUUAGCAGCGCAUGCAAUGCUUUGUUUUUAUAUCGAAUAGCGGAUGAUCAGGGCAAUUUGUCACUUUGGAAGAAAUAUCCAAUUAGACACAGGCAACAUUUUAUUCGAUCUACAUUUUGUCCCCAAAUUGGCAGUUCAUUGAUUGCUACUGGUUCAGAGGAUGGUUCGAUACAUUUAUUGGAUUCAGUAAGAGAUGGAAAAUCCGCUCAAGUAAAUAGAUUACUCGGUCAUUCUGCACCAACAUUAACAUUGUGUUUUAAUUAUGAUGAAUCUCUUUUAGCAUCAGGAGACCAUCACGGUCUUAUUAUUCUUUGGCGUAAUUAUCAAUGUCAAACAUAAAAUAUUUUAUAAUAUAAUAUA